This is a messenger RNA of Dioscorea cayenensis subsp. rotundata (Guinea yam), 671 nucleotides long. RefSeq lists its product as uncharacterized. The coding region runs from base 13 to 504 and encodes 163 amino acids. The transcript has a single exon. The record is from RefSeq and is a predicted model, not a curated record. Lineage: Eukaryota; Viridiplantae; Streptophyta; Magnoliopsida; Dioscoreales; Dioscoreaceae.
AGUCAUCUUUCCAUGGGUCUCUUCGUUUCGAAACGGAUCAACAAAACCCUCAUUUCUUCUCCGGCCUUCACCGCCGCCUGCAAUUCCAUCUACGCCGAUUGCCAGUCCAAAGCCCAGCACGCUUUCUCCGGCCUCCGCCGCUACCAGCUCCUUGACGCCGCCGUUCACCUCCACACCACACUCUCCACCACCGUCCCCCUCAUCCACCGUUGGGUUUCUUCACCCCCAAGCCAAGCCCAGGUCGAUGCAGCGCUACACCGGCUGGAUCCGCACGGCGGAUGGGAAGAUCUCUAUCCAAACCAGUUCCGUUCUUUCGCGCUGGAGCUGUUCCAGGAUGCAGUGGUGUGUGGUGCCAGCUCGACGGUGAUCAAGGGGGUGCCUAUCGGCGCAGCGGGCAUAGCCGGAGUUGGUAUCGCGAGCCACGCCGGAGCUGGGUUUGUUGGGAGGAUCAUCGGAGUCUACGCCGUUGGGGUUGUCGCCGCUGUCUAUCUUAACUUGUCCUAAAAAACUCUAUAUAUUAUUCUGGACCCUUUUUUUUUUUUUCUUUUAUAUAUAAUUUGAAUGUUAUAUUUUAUCAUAUAUUUCUAGAAAAUUAAAAAGAAAUCAUAAUAGUUGGUGUACGGUAAUUACUCGUAUAUGUGAUUAAGAGAUUUUGAGUUGUUCUCCCUAUU